ACUGGGCUGUUCCCCGCUGUUCCGUCAUUCCAGUUGGUGCGUUUUUCAACCAGCGUGCUGCGCUGCAAGGCAACUUGAUCACUUGUCAAUUCUCCACGGAGCUCUCCAACUGCCAAAGAAUCCAACCGUCCAAAUGAGAAUCGCUACUCUCCUCGGUGUCGUCGCCGUUUUCCUUGCCGCAACGGAGGCCCAGAAAACGAAGGAGACGAAGGACGGGACACCGGCACCGACGCCGCUGGCGACAAUGCCGGAGGCUCAACUGGACCCCACGAUACAAGAUACCACGCAAGAGGCUGCAACGCCAUCGACGGAUAAGAAGUCGGCCUCCAAAGAGCCUACGAUCGCAUACGACCAGGUGGAGCCGUUCGAGAUGGCGCAGCCUUCCGAUGCUACGGUGACUGAAAAGGCUGCCAUCAAGUUCAGACCCAAGCUUCACGUCGUCAACGGGUGCCACCCGUACCCUGCCGUGAACGCUGCCGGUCAAGUCAGCAAGGGACUGCAGAAGGCCGAUGCCACGGACGCCGAAUGCAGUGGAUCGAAGUUGGGCACGCAGGUCUAUGGUCGUUCUGCCUGGUUCGGCAGGGUCUGGGCUAUCAUGUAUGCCUGGUACUUCCCCGAUGUCUCACCAGACUGGGAGCACGUCAUCGUGUGGACUAACAACCCAAAUGUCACGAACCAAGUCAUCUUGGCUGUCACCACGUCGGAUUCGACCGGCAAAUACUCCUCUCAAGUGCCUCCUGACGCCAGCAUGAUAAGCGGCAAGAGCGUCAAGAUCGCCUACAACAACAACGCGUUGGAGAGCACGACCAAGGAAGGUGGCGCCCAAAACCUCGUGUUGUGGCACCAACUGACCCCCGAAGCCCAGGAGGCGCUCAACGACGACCAAAGCUUCGGAGGCGUACAGGUCCCUGUGAACGACGAUUACUUCUUGCUCAACCUUGGUAAAGCCUGGCCCUUCGAGUAAACGACAUCAAAACGUAAUCACACAAGGUACUCGUUGCCAAAAGGCCCGUUUUCAACCGAGACGCAUGCAACGCAUGCGUACCUUAAACAUCGAAACAUCGCAAUUCAAAAUACUUGACUAUCAUUGGCAGAAUAAUAGCCAGUCAUGUUGUGUUCAAGUAGUUCUAGC
This is a messenger RNA of Phytophthora nicotianae INRA-310, 1132 nucleotides long. RefSeq lists its product as hypothetical. The coding region runs from base 134 to 964 and encodes 276 amino acids. The record is from RefSeq and is a predicted model, not a curated record. NCBI's taxonomy places the organism in Eukaryota, Oomycota, Peronosporomycetes, Peronosporales, Peronosporaceae. The transcript has a single exon.